This is a messenger RNA of Closterium sp. Naga37s-1, 684 nucleotides long. NCBI's taxonomy places the organism in Eukaryota, Viridiplantae, Streptophyta, Zygnematophyceae, Desmidiales, Closteriaceae. The record is from the annotation of a GenBank genome assembly.
AUGCCUCUGUCUCACGUCCUCCUGACCCGCACUCCGUCCUCACUCCUCCCCCUUCCAUUCCCUUCAGCACGUGGGGCGAGGAGGGCGAGGGGGCAGCGCGGCGGGGCAGCAAGAGGACUUCUCUGCUUAACCCCUGCCUUCCUUUCCUUCAGUCAGGGCUUCACGUGGGGCGAGGAGGGCGACGGGGCAGCGCGCGCGCAUCAAGAGGCGUCCCUCUGGUUAACCCCCCCCUUCCCUUCCCUUCAGCAUGGCGGGCAGCGUGGAGACGACACGGCGGGCGGCACGGGCGGAGGUGAGGUUCUGCUCCAUCGCUGCAGCGGGAUCUACUCGUGGGGCGAGGAGGGCGAGGGGGCAGCGCGCGCGCAUCAAGAGGCGUCCCCCUGGUUAACCCCCCCCUUCCAUUCCCUUCAGCAUGGCGGGCAGCGUGGAGACGACACGGCGGGCGGCACGGGCGGAGGUGAGGUUCUGCUCCAUCGCUGCAGCGGGAUCUACUCGUGGGGCGAGGAGGGCGAGGGGGCAGCGCGCGCGCAUCAAGAGGCGUCCCCCUGGUUAACCCCCCCCUUCCAUUCCCUUCAGCAUGGCGGGCAGCGUGGAGACGACACGGCGGGCGGCACGGGCGGAGGUCGACUCGUGGGGCGAGGAGGGCGAGGGGGCAGCGCGGGGCAGCAAGAGGCUUCUAUCUAA